Messenger RNA from Lotus japonicus, 2738 nucleotides. RefSeq lists its product as uncharacterized. The coding region runs from base 587 to 2398 and encodes 603 amino acids. The record is from RefSeq and is a predicted model, not a curated record. NCBI's taxonomy places the organism in Eukaryota, Viridiplantae, Streptophyta, Magnoliopsida, Fabales, Fabaceae. The transcript is spliced from 2 exons.
GCUUUGCACCCCACUAAAAUAGAUACGGAAUUUAAAUUUCCGUAUCAAUACAGAAAAUAAAAUUCCGUAUCUGUUUUAGUAUAUAAUGAGUGGUUGAAAAUGUGACACGCAUGCUUAAAUACAGUACGGAAUUUUAAGUUCCGUAUUCAAUAUGGAGAAUACGGAACUUUAAAUUCCGUAUUUGAUAAAGUGGGGUGCCAAGCCCCAUAGGUGGGGUGCCAAACCCAACUCCCCUCAUCAUGUGUUCAAUUCUGAGAGUUAAAGUUACCAUAACCAAGGUUAGUGAUUCUGCAACUUCUGUGCCACCACUCAACUGUCUCUGAAAUGGGUCACAUGCCAUUAAAACCCACCUUCACCUUGUGAGAGAGAGAGAACCCAAGUCCCAGAGUUUCAUUUUUAUUUUAUUUUUCCCUUCUCUUUCUCGAGAAAAUCCACCUUUUUCUAUGCUUUGAAGGUACUCUUUUGGAGUGUUGUAGUUAAAGUUACCAACGUUGCUGUGUUGGGUAACUUUGGCAUUUUGGGAUAUCAUAGCUUUGAUUUGUUUGUUGCUGUUCUUCUGUUGUGGUGGUGAUUUUGGAAGUUUCUCAUGAUGCCAGAAAAGGUGGAGAAAAACAAGCCUUUUUGGUCUAAUCCAAUACUCAAUUGGCGUGUUGGGUUGCUCACAGUUCUUGUUUUGGUUGGCAUGUUCGUGAUUUGGAGUGUUGAUGGCUGCACUGUUAGCAACUUCAUUGAUGCUUGGAGGUACCAUCAAGAUUCUUUUUCUCUAAGGUCUCAUUCUCCUAAUGUGUCUCAUUCACAUCAAAAUAUCAGUUUUAUUCCCCCUUAUAGUCCUGUUAGUUUGAAUCAAAACCAAACCAAUACUACAAACUUUGAUUCCUACAGUGAAACAGUUUCUGCUGUGAAAUCUAGUUUAUCUGAUAAGCUUGAGAAAACUCCAGUUAGAGCUGAAGUUCUGGGGCAUUCAACUUGGCUUUCAACUGAAUUAGAGCCCAAUUUUACUUCAAAUCUUCUAGCUAGAUGGUUAGCUCGUGGAGGAGAACCUUGUAAAGAUUCUAAGACUGUGAAAAUUUCAAUUCCUGGGUUGGAUAAUGAUGGGAAAAUGAUUGAGCUUUCAGCUGGAGAUUUGCAUGAGUUUAGUUUUCAAGCAUUGGAUGAUUUAGGGAAGCCUCGCUGUUUAGGUGGGGAUUACUUUGAGACUGAUCUUUCAGGUGAAUCAUGGAAAUCUAGGCCUUUGGUGAAGGAUUUCAGUAAUGGUUCUUACUCCAUUUCACUGCAGGUCCAUCCUGAUUUUAAUGGGGUGUACAAUCUCACUGUAAUUUUACUUUAUAGACACUUUGAGGGUCUGAAAUUCACUCCAUGGAAAUUUGUUUAUGAUAGAUUGCUUUGCAAUGUUCAAAUCAGAUUCUACAAAAGCACUGCUCGGUUACCGGAACUAGAGACUUGCAAAGCUUCUGAUUUUGGCAAGGAUGUUUGGUGUGGAAGGUGGACAAGGCAUGGGAAAAAUGAUGAUUGCCAGAUAGGUAAUGAUGGUAGGUAUAGAUGCUUAGCACCUGAUUUUCCUUGCAAAGCUCCAUGGUGUGAUGGUUCCUUGGGAAUUCUAGAGAGUAAUGGUUGGGUUUACUCAGCACAUUGCUCAUUCAAGAUGUAUUCAGCAGAGUCUGCUUGGAAGUGCUUGAAAAAUAGGUGGAUUUUCUUCUGGGGUGAUUCAAAUCAUGUUGACACGAUACGCAACAUGCUCAAUUUUGUUCUAGAAUUGCCAGAAAUACACUCAGUCCCUAGAAGGUUCGACAUGAACUUUUCUAAUCCGAAGGACUCAUCUCAAACAGUUAGGAUUACAAGCAUCUUCAAUGGACAUUGGAAUGAAACAAAAAACUACCUAGGAUUGGAUUCUCUGAGAGAUGAAGGGUUCCAAAAUCUGUUGAGGAAGUACUUCUCAGGGGACACAAUCCCAGAUACCGUGAUCAUGAACUCGGGCUUGCACGAUGGUGUUCACUGGCGUAAUGUGAGAGCUUUUUCAACCGGAGCAGACUAUGCAGCGUCAUUCUGGAAAGAUGUUAUGGGAGCAGUGAGGCAAAGGGGGUUAGCAUGGCCAAGAGUAUUUUACAGGACCACAGUUGCAACUGGUGGAUAUGCGAGAUCACUGGCAUUUAAUCCUAACAAAAUGGAGGUGUUCAAUGAAGUGUUCUUGGAGAAGUUGAAGGAAGCUGGGAUUGUAUCCGGGGUGAUUGACAAUUUUGACAUGACAUUUCCAUGGCAUUUUGAUAACAGGUGCAAUGAUGGAGUUCAUUAUGGAAGAGCUCCUAUAAAGAUGAAGUGGCGAGAUGGCCAAAUUGGUCAUCAGUAUUUUGUAGAUCUCAUGUUAGCUCAUGUUUUGCUCAAUGCACUUUGUGAAAGAUAGCUAAUGGAAUGGAAAACUUGCCUGUAAAGGAGUCUAUGGGUUGAAGUAUAGGCAUGCUCUAGAAUAAUGCACAGAAUUCUAGUGGUUGGAAACAGCCUCUUGCGUAAAAAGCAUGGUAAGACUAUGUACAAUAGACUUAGUGGUCGGACCCUUCCACGGACCCGCUCAUAGCGAGACUGCGAGAGCUUUGAUCAACCGGGCUGCCCUUUUUAUUGUGGUGGCUGGAUAAUGAUGAUUGAAGUGGCUUCCACCUUGUUGGGAUUGCAGAUAUGUACUAGACCAGGUCUUUUUCCAAGAGCACUACAACUUUGGUAUAAAAAAAUGGGAGCAGAUUAUGCAA